UAAGCAAGAAUGAUAACACAAUAGAAGAAGCCCAAAAACGAAGAAAGACCAUAAGAAAUGGCCAGGUCUUUUACCCUCUUCCCAACACUUAUGAUAAUUAUCCUCUUUAUCGUGAUCAUCUCUUCACCUCUGAUCCAAGCCGGCUUCACCAAUGACCUCGACGGUCUAGGGUGGGCAACGAGCGGAGUCCAUGGCUCAGGCUGUCACGGUUCAAUAGCAGAGUGUAUCGGGGCAGAGGAAGAAGAAAUGGAUUCAGAGAUCAAUAGAAGAAUAUUGGCGACCACGAAAUACAUAAGCUAUCAGUCGUUGAGACGGAACAGCGUGCCUUGUUCAAGAAGAGGUGCGUCUUAUUACAAUUGUCAGAACGGAGCUCAAGCUAAUCCUUACAGUCGUGGUUGCAGCGCAAUUGCUCGUUGCAGGAGUUAAAACUCUACAA
Camelina sativa (false flax) is the source of this 436-nucleotide messenger RNA. NCBI's taxonomy places the organism in Eukaryota, Viridiplantae, Streptophyta, Magnoliopsida, Brassicales, Brassicaceae. The record is from RefSeq and is a predicted model, not a curated record.